This is a messenger RNA of Anopheles coustani, 605 nucleotides long. RefSeq names its product SNAPIN protein homolog (gene Snapin). Bases 106 to 504 code for a protein of 132 amino acids. Gene Ontology annotation, molecular function: SNARE binding. The record is from RefSeq and is a predicted model, not a curated record. NCBI's taxonomy places the organism in Eukaryota, Metazoa, Arthropoda, Insecta, Diptera, Culicidae. Gene Ontology annotation, biological process: lysosome organization; intracellular protein transport; synaptic vesicle exocytosis. Gene Ontology annotation, cellular component: BORC complex; synaptic vesicle; BLOC-1 complex. The transcript has a single exon.
UGAAGUUGUCAAAGAUUGUUUUUCCUUCGCGUAAACAAUAGAACUAGAAAAAAGUGUGUCUUCUGAAAGGUUUUCCGGAAAAAACAUACUAUUGUGCGCACAGAUAUGGCCGACGACCAUUCCGAUAGCUCGCUAACAUCCAUCGACGAUGAAGAACGUACGGACAACACAGAAAACCUAUGCGAAAACCCCACCAGGGACAUUCUAACCGAAGGAUUUUUUCGGCUGUUCAAACCAGUUAUCGACGAUCUCGAGAACAACAUUCGUGGAGCGAGCAAAACCCAGGAUGAUUUGCGGCAACAGCUCGAUGAAUUAUCCGGAGAAAUGAAGAAUCUUAAUUUCGAAAACGAUCCUGUGCUUCACGAAUACUUCAAACGUAUGGUUCGCGUGAAACAGAAGGUGGUAGUAAUAAUGAAUAUUCUUCAGGGGGCCCAAGAACGACUAGUCAUGCUUUGCCAACAACAAGAGCAACAAAAUGUUUCGGCCGAACCUCCCGCAUCAUAAUCGAUACACAAAUGACAAUGCUGUGCUAACAAUAUUUAAGCUUUAAUUGAACAACUCAUUCCAAAAUUGUUGCUUUUAUUAAACAGUGAAACUCUAACGAA